This is a messenger RNA of Podarcis muralis (Common wall lizard), 3556 nucleotides long. It is a transcript of the gene ACTR3B, whose product is annotated as actin related protein 3B. The record is from RefSeq and is a predicted model, not a curated record. Lineage: Eukaryota; Metazoa; Chordata; Lepidosauria; Squamata; Lacertidae.
AGGAGCGGGGUGGGGGGUGGCGGCGGGAGAAGCGUGGGCCUUGGCGCAAGCGUGCUGCUGCUGCGGCCGCCGCUGUCAGGCUCGUCGGCUGCGGAGUGUUGCUGUGGCGGCGGCGGCUGCUGGUGCUGCUGGUGGUGGUGGGCGGCUUUCCCAGGCCCCUCCGCCUCCCCGAAAAUGGCGAGCCACCUGCCGCCGUGCGUCGUGGACGGCGGCACCGGGUAUACAAAACUGGGUUAUGCAGGGAAUACAGAACCACAAUUCAUUAUCCCAUCAUGUAUUGCAAUAAGAGAAUCGGCAAAAGUUGGUGACCAAGCACAGAGGAGGCUUACCCAAGGAAUUGAUGAUCUAGACUUUUUCAUUGGAGAUGAAGCCGUAGAUAAACCUACCUAUGCUACAAAGUGGCCUAUACGACAUGGUAUUGUGGAAGACUGGGAUCUUAUGGAAAGAUUCAUGGAGCAGGUUAUUUUUAAAUAUCUUCGAGCUGAACCAGAAGAUCACUACUUCUUGAUGACUGAGCCACCACUGAAUACUCCUGAGAACAGAGAAUACCUCGCAGAAAUCAUGUUUGAAUCUUUUAACGUGCCAGGACUUUACAUUGCGGUUCAGGCCGUGUUGGCUUUAGCUGCAUCUUGGACUUCACGGCAAGUUGGGGAACGUACUUUAACUGGAACUGUUGUUGACAGUGGUGAUGGUGUGACCCAUGUCAUUCCAGUGGCAGAAGGUUAUGUAAUUGGCAGUUGCAUCAAACACAUCCCCAUUGCAGGUAGAGAUAUUACAUAUUUCAUUCAACAGCUCCUAAGGGAGAGGGAGGUGGGAAUUCCACCCGAACAAUCAUUGGAGACAGCUAAAGCCAUAAAGGAAAAGUACUGUUAUAUUUGUCCAGACAUAGUGAAGGAAUUUGCCAAGUAUGAUACAGAUCCACGCAAGUGGAUAAAGCAAUAUACAGGCAUCAAUUCAAUCAACAAAAAUAAAUUCAUCAUAGAUGUUGGUUAUGAAAGGUUUCUUGGGCCAGAAAUCUUCUUUCAUCCAGAGUUUGCCAAUCCAGACUUUAUGGAAUCCAUUUCAAAUGUCGUUGAUGACGUUGUACAGAACUGCCCCAUUGAUGUUCGGCGCCCUUUAUAUAAGAAUGUGGUUCUUUCAGGAGGAUCCACGAUGUUCAGGGAUUUUGGGCGCCGGCUGCAGAGAGACUUGAAGAGGGUCGUAGAUGCUCGACUGAAAACCAGCGAAGAGCUCAGUGGUGGUCGGAUAAAGCCCAAACCUGUUGAAGUUCAAGUGAUAAGCCACCAUAUGCAGCGCUAUGCAGUCUGGUUCGGAGGAUCAAUGCUUGCAUCAACAUCAGAGUUCUUUGAAGUAUGCCACACCAAGAAAGAUUAUGAGGAAUACGGUCCUGGUAUUUGCCGCCACAAUCCUGUCUUUGGAGUUAUGUCUUAAUUCUCGUCGUGUGGCGGUGCCUGCUCUUGUGUCUAAUGGAGAUCCUUUUGCUGGCGAGUAGAAGAAAGCACUUUGUGUAAAUAUCAGAACACAAGUGUGGAUGUUCACUUGCCUUGGGGAUGAAGACUUCAGUCCUACCGUGUGCAGUGGAAUCAUGCAUUGCAAUGAAAUGGACAACCCAGAACCUUUUGAGCAAAAGUCACACGUAUGCUGACAAUUUGAGACUCUCCUCAGCAUUAGCUUCUAGACGUACAGGGCAGCUCCUGUUUGGAAGAUGGUGGAAACAGGAAUUGCAGGGAUAAACAGAGGCCAAUAAAAAAACAACGCCAAAAUUGCUGUAAAACUUCUGGAACAGGGAAGAGUGCUCAACAGUUUCCUGCAUUGAUCUCAGCCCUGCAGCCCAAUAUGCAAGGAGGAGAUUUUAUGCUUGAAAAUUACCCCUUCGAUUUCAGUGGGUCCUGUUGAGACUUCAUGGUCUUCCCUAAACAGAUGAGAUUGUAAAAUGGGGCCUUAGUUUGUAGAAAAAUUAAAAGUACUGUAACCUUGCAAUACAAAUGUUUUAUUUUGGAGAAUUUUGUAUUUUACGACAAUUAUCGGGUGGGUUUUCUGAGUGAGCACAAAGAACUAGCGAUGCAUGAGGAUUGUGGGAGCGAUGCCGCUUUCUGGUUGAGCAAGAAGGCUGGUUGCCUUGGUGAAGCAAGAAGACAACCCAGUGGGGCUCUCUCUGAGUAUGUAAGUGUGUUUUUGAAAAUGGUACUGCUUUUUAUGUGAGUGAGAUGAAUUUUUAAGCCUCUGAAAGUAAUGUAUGAUAUUAAUUCCUGCUAUUUAUUGAAUUCGUGUUUUCUUUUUUUUAAUUUGGGGACUAGUGAGUAGUAGUUGGCUACUGAUCAAAUAAAAGCUGUGAACAUGUUCACACAGAUAACUGUUCUCGUGGUUAAAUUGCUUCCUGUUGAAGGUUCCGUUUCUGGGAAAUUCCACGUUUGCUCAAGAAUGGGCUAGUUUGUCCCCUAUACGUUUGGGAAAGAGCAUGCCCGGGGGUCACAGAUAUAAGCUUUAUGACUAUAAAUAGAUCAGUCCUACUGAUAAUCUCUCGUGUACCAACAGUAGCAGUAGAAGAAUGUAGAAGAUUUGGUUUGUUGGUGCUGCUAUAUUAAAGUAAAUACAUAACCUCAGGUUGGCACUUUGACAUAGUGGGUUGUAAGCAGUAGCGGAAAGCAUAUUCCACUCAUGCAAGGAGCCCCCCCCCACUAUUUUUGCUGUUCCCUCCUACCCACUUAAUUGCCACACCCAAAACCUUGAUGCUGAGGGUUAGGGGACCCUCUAGAAUAGUUCUGCAUAUGGCAAAAAGGUCUGCAGUAGGUACAGGGAUCAGGGAAAAUUGGGAUGCGUGGGCAGAAGGAACCACUGAGUGCAAAUGACUGUAAAUAAGCCUGCUCUCCCCACUGCCUUUUAUUGUAUAUUUAUGCACAAAUGUGGGAAUUAUGCGAAAGGUGGUAAACCUCCAGAGCUCCUCCUUGGGUCUUUCUCUGGUCAUAUGCAAGAAACAGUGAAAUAAUACUUGUAUAAUUCCCAUAACAAAUGUUUUCUUCAUAAAACAUUUGUUAUGGGAAUUAUAUGGGACAUUCAGUGACAACCAUAAGAAUUCAGGAAAAGUUAUGAAAUCCAAGUUGUUGGAGCUUUGAUAUCCUGUCCUAUGUUAGAAGAGAUUACCUGCAUUUGCCGGUCAAAUCUCAGGUGAAUUGGUGUCCUUGGUUAACACAUCCAACGCAUAUAUUCUUGAUGAGAUCCUGACUUCAUUGCACUUAGUUCCCAUGGAAAUCAAUGUAGAAAGUUGCAUUGAUUUCAGUAGGCACCAAGUGCAACCAACACGGUCAGGAUCUAACCCAUUGUGUCUAACGUACAAUCCUAAAGAAUGCAAACUCCCGAACACCAAAUAGUUUAUUGUCAACAAAUUUGAGCUGGAUUUUUUUUUUAAAUGUUAAUUAGAGGUGGUUGGCUUUCCAUCCCACCAGCCUAUCCAUUGGAUUGUCUCACUCGUAAAUGUCUUGGGUUUCCUUGUUAUAAAUCUGAAGAACAUUGUGCAUAUGUCUCGCCAUGGAACUUUCAAUUAAAUACAAUUAGCAAA